AUGUCGGGACACCCACAGCCAGCGGGUCAAUACGACGAAGGUUACGACCAUCAACCGGGCAAUACCGAUUCUUAUUACCAGGACGAGCACGGAGGUCAACAAUAUUAUGACAAUAAUGGUGGCUAUGAGCAAGGCCAUGGAGCCCAGCCGCCGCAGCAGCAACAUCAAGGUGGUGAAGGAUACUACGAUGAAUCAGGCUACUACAAUGCUGAUGCCAACAAUCCGUAUCAACAAGAGGGAGGGUACUACGAAGGUGGUGAACAUCCUCAAGGCCAAGGUCAAGGCCAAUAUCAAGAUGAAUACUACAAUGACCAGUACUAUGAUCAAGGUGCUGCAGCAGGUGGCGAAGCACCUCCGGGCAAGCGUCGGGGCGAUUCAGAAGAGGAUUCUGAGACCUUCAGCGACUUUACUAUGAGAUCAGAUAUGGCUCGAGCCACCGACAUGGAUUACUAUGGACGAGGCGAUGAGCGAUACAACAGCUAUAACGAGAGUCAAAUGGGUGGCCGUGGAUACCGACCGCCUUCUUCGCAGGUUUCCUAUGGCGGCAAUAGAUCUUCUGGAGCAUCAACGCCAAAUUACGGAAUGGACUACAACAAUGUUCUUCCAGCUGGACAACGAUCUAAGGAGCCAUAUCCAGCCUGGACCUCCGAUGCCCAAAUUCCUCUUUCGAAGGAAGAAGUUGAGGACAUCUUCCUGGAUUUGACAGCCAAGUUUGGUUUCCAGCGUGACAGCAUGAGAAACAUGUACGAUCAUUUGAUGACUCUGCUCGAUUCGAGAGCUUCACGCAUGACACCAAACCAAGCCCUUUUGUCGCUGCACGCAGAUUACAUCGGUGGUGAUAACGCAAACUACCGAAAAUGGUAUUUUGCCGCUCAUCUCGAUUUAGAUGAUGCGGUGGGAUUUGCCAACAUGAAACUUGGCAAAGGAGAUCGUCGUACUCGCAAAGCCCGUAAAGCUGCUAAGGCGGCUGCAGCUGAUCCCCAGAACGAAGCCCAGACCCUCGAGCAAAUGGAGGGCGACAACAGUCUUGAAGCUGCAGAGUACAGAUGGAAGACUCGCAUGAACCGAAUGUCACAGCAUGACCGAGUUCGCCAAUUGGCUCUUUACCUCCUCUGUUGGGGUGAAGCUAACCAAGUUCGAUUCAUGCCAGAACUUCUUUGUUUCAUUUUCAAGUGUGCCGAUGACUACCUGAAUUCGCCUGCCUGCCAAAACUUGGUUGAGCCAGUAGAGGAAUUCACGUACCUUAACCAGAUUAUCACACCUCUGUACCAAUAUUGCAGAGAUCAAGGAUAUGAAAUUCAGGACGGCAAAUAUGUUCGCCGAGAACGGGACCACAACGAGAUCAUCGGAUACGAUGACUGCAAUCAGCUGUUUUGGUACCCUGAAGGUAUUGAGAGAAUCAUUAUGGAAGAUAAGUCUCGCCUAGUGGAUGUCGGCCCUGCGGAACGUUAUCUCAAACUCAAGGAUGUCAACUGGAAUAAGGUCUUCUUUAAAACGUAUCGCGAAACUCGUUCUUGGUUCCACAUGUUGGUCAACUUCAAUCGCAUUUGGGUCAUCCAUAUCAGUGCUUUCUGGUUCUUUACUGCCAAGAAUUCGCCAACCCUCCUCGAAAAGCACUACGAGCAACAGAAGAACAACCAACCACCCGCCUCUGCGCAAUGGUCUGCCGUUGCCCUAGGGGGUGCAGUUGCAAGUCUGAUCAUGGUUGUAGCUACAAUCUGCGAAUGGUCCUACGUUCCUCGUCGAUGGGCAGGAGCGCAGCAUUUGACCAAAAAACUGUUGUUCCUACUCGCUGUUCUUGCCAUCAACGUCGCUCCGAGUGUUUACAUUUUCAUCAUCCCCGAUACACAGCAUACAAAAAUUGCUCUGAUUCUGGGUAUUGUCCAGUUCUUCAUCGCCCUGGUGACCUAUUUCUUCUUUUCGAUUAUGCCUAUGGGAGGAUUGUUCGGUAGUUACUUGACUAGAAACUCCAGACAGUAUGUCGCCAGUCAAACUUUCACUGCCAGUUAUCCUCGUUUGACUGGUAACGAUAUGUGGAUGUCUUACGGUCUCUGGAUCACCGUUUUCGGAGCCAAGUUGGCUGAAUCUUACGUCUUCUUGACCCUGUCCUUCCGUGAUCCUAUCAGAUACUUGGACAGCAUGCAGAUCUCCACCUGUGUUGGCGAUGCUAUCAUUGGUGAUGUUCUUUGCAAAUUGCAACCAAAGAUUCUCCUCGGUCUCAUGUUCGUCACUGAUCUUACCUUGUUCUUCUUGGAUACUUUCAUGUGGUACAUUAUCAUGAAUACUAUCUACUCAGUCGCUCGAUCGUUCUACCUUGGUGUGUCUAUCUGGACUCCAUGGAGAAACAUCUUCUCGCGUCUGCCAAAGCGUAUCUACUCCAAGGUUCUCGCUACUACCGACAUGGAGAUCAAGUACAAGCCAAAAGUUCUUAUCUCUCAAAUCUGGAACGCCAUUGUCAUCUCUAUGUACAGGGAGCAUCUCCUCGCUAUCGACCACGUCCAGAAACUUCUCUACCAUCAAGUUCCAUCCGAACAAGAAGGCAAGAGAACUCUUCGAGCUCCAACUUUCUUCGUCUCACAAGAAGAUCAUUCUUUCAAGACAGAGUUCUUCCCAAACCAAAGUGAAGCUGAGCGUCGUAUCUCUUUCUUCGCUCAAUCCUUGUCAACUCCUAUCCCAGAACCACUUCCAGUCGAUAACAUGCCGACUUUUACCGUCAUGAUUCCUCAUUACGGAGAAAAGAUUCUGUUCUCCCUGCGCGAAAUUAUUCGUGAAGACGAACCAUACUCCCGAGUUACUAUGCUUGAGUACCUGAAACAAUUGCACCCUCACGAGUGGGAUUGCUUCGUUAAGGACACCAAGAUUCUCGCAGACGAAACCUCGCAAUUUAACGGCGAUUAUGAUAAGGAGGAGAAGAACACUGCCAAAAGCAAGAUUGAUGAUCUUCCUUUCUACUGUAUCGGUUUCAAAUCGGCCGCUCCCGAAUACACUCUCCGCACACGUAUCUGGGCAUCUUUGAGAGCGCAAACUCUUUACCGCACAAUCUCUGGUUUCAUGAAUUAUAGUCGUGCUAUCAAACUUCUCUACCGUGUCGAGAACCCAGAGGUCGUGCAGAUGUUUGGUGGUAACUCUGACAAGCUUGAACGAGAACUCGAGCGUAUGGCCCGUCGCAAGUUCAAGCUCUGUGUUUCUAUGCAACGUUAUGCCAAAUUCAAGAAGGAAGAGAUGGAGAACACUGAAUUUCUCCUUCGUGCCUAUCCUGAUCUCCAAAUUGCUUACCUGGAUGAAGAAGCUCCUCUCGUCGAAGGUGAUGAGCCUCGUCUUUACUCUGCUCUCAUUGAUGGUCACUCCGAGGUCAUGGAAAAUGGAAUGCGUAGACCUAAAUUCCGUAUCCAACUUUCCGGUAACCCAAUUCUUGGGGAUGGAAAAUCCGACAAUCAGAAUCAUGCCAUUAUCUUCUAUCGCGGCGAGUAUAUCCAACUCAUUGAUGCCAAUCAGGACAAUUAUCUGGAAGAAUGCUUGAAGAUUCGAAGUGUCUUGGCUGAGUUCGAGGAAAUGACCACUGAAAACGUCUCACCGUACACUCCUGGUGUUUCCAACCCUAAGAUCGCCCCCGUCGCUAUUCUUGGUGCCCGUGAAUAUAUUUUCUCCGAAAAUAUUGGUAUCUUGGGAGACGUCGCUGCUGGAAAGGAACAAACAUUCGGUACACUCUUUGCGCGAACUCUUGCUGCUAUCGGUGGUAAGCUUCAUUAUGGUCAUCCUGAUUUCUUGAACGGUAUCUUCAUGACCACUAGAGGUGGUGUUUCCAAAGCUCAGAAGGGUCUUCAUCUUAACGAGGAUAUUUACGCUGGUAUGACGGCACUUCUUCGUGGAGGUCGCAUCAAGCAUUGCGAGUACUACCAAUGCGGUAAAGGCCGUGAUCUUGGUUUUGGCUCUAUUCUCAACUUCACUACAAAGAUUGGAACUGGUAUGGGUGAGCAGAUGCUCUCGCGAGAGUACUAUUACCUGGGUACCCAACUCCCUAUCGAUCGUUUCUUGUCCUUCUACUACGCUCAUCCUGGCUUCCAUUUGAACAACAUGUUCAUUAUGUUGUCUGUCAACUUGUUCAUGAUCUGUUUGAUCAAUUUGGGAGCCCUCAGGAACCAGGUCAUCGAGUGUACAUACAACACCAACGUCCCCAUUACCGAUCCUCUGUACCCAACUGGUUGUGCAAACAUUGUUCCUAUCACUAACUGGGUCUACCGUUGCGUCAUCUCCAUCUUCAUUGUGUUUUUCAUCUCUUUCGUCCCUUUGACGGUACAGGAAUUGACAGAACGUGGUUUCUGGCGUGCGGCUACUCGUCUCGGAAAGCAAUUCUGCUCUCUUUCACCUUUCUUCGAGGUUUUCGUUUGUCAGAUUUAUGCCAACGCUGUCCAGCAAGAUCUUUCAUUCGGCGGUGCCAGAUACAUCGGAACUGGUCGUGGUUUCGCCACUGCUCGUAUCCCAUUCGGUAUUCUCUUCUCUCGAUUCGCCGGCCCAUCCAUUUAUCUUGGAGCUAGAUUACUCAUGAUGUUGUUGUUCGCGACUAUCACCGUGUGGCAGGCUGCAUUGGUCUACUUCUGGGUCACUCUUCUUGCUUUGUGCAUCUCUCCAUUCUUGUACAAUCCUCAUCAAUUUGCCUGGAACGACUUCUUUAUUGAUUACAGAGACUACCUCAGGUGGUUGUCCCGUGGAAACUCUCGCUCUCAUGCGUCGAGUUGGAUCGCUUUCUGUCGUCUUUCUCGUACCAGAAUUACAGGUUAUAAACGCAAGAUUCUCGGAGACCCAUCGGCGAAGAUGUCGGGAGAUACUGCCCGUGCCACGUUUUCCAAUCUUUUCUUCGGAGAAAUCGUUGGACCGCUCAUGAUUGUUGCUCUCACUUUGAUUCCAUAUCUCUUCAUUAACUCCCAGACGGGUGUCACUGCCGAACUCAACGAUGGUGUCGCGCCCGUAGCCACGAACGCCUUGAUCCGUGUUGGCAUUGUAGCUUUAGCUCCUAUUGCAGUUAACGCUGGUGUACUGGCUGGAAUGUUUGGCAUGGCUUGUUGUAUGGGACCCGUCCUUGGCAUGUGUUGUAAGAAAUUUGGUUCAGUCCUCGCAGCCAUUGCACAUGCUAUCGCCGUUGUUAUGUGCCUCGUAUUCUUCGAGGUCAUGUUCUUCUUGGAAGGAUUUAACCUCGCCAAGGCGUUGUUGGGAAUGAUUGCAUCCGCCGCCAUCCAAAGAUUUGUCUACAAACUCAUCAUCAGUUUGACACUGACCAGAGAAUUGAAGACCGACACAUCCAACAUUGCUUUCUGGACCGGUAAAUGGUAUUCGAUGGGUUGGCACUCGGUUUCUCAACCUGGUCGUGAAUUCCUUUGCAAGAUCACCGAGCUUGGAAUGUUUGCUGGUGACUUUGUUCUUGGUCAUCUCAUUCUUUUCAUCAUGCUUCCUAUCAUCGCCAUACCCCAGGUAGACAAGCUUCAUUCUGUGAUGCUCUUCUGGCUUCGUCCCAGUCGGCAAAUUCGUCCUCCGAUUUACUCGUUGAAGCAAUCCAAAUUACGGAAGAGACGUGUCUGGCGAUAUGCCAUUAUAUACUUCGUCCUGUUCAUUAUCUUCCUUGCGUUGUUGAUAGGCCCACUUAUCGCUGGCAAGAAGAUUUUGACCAAGAGCUUGACUGACAAGAUUCCACUGAAGCUCUAUCAGCCUACCGGCCAAAAUAACAACGAUACUCAAGGCUACAACCAGACCGGUACCGGUUGCACGACUUGCACUGGUGUUAGUGCCACCUCAAGUGCAUCUAGCACCGCCGCUGCCAGGGUUCGAUUGUUCUAA
This is a messenger RNA of Sclerotinia borealis F-4128, 5829 nucleotides long. The record is from the annotation of a GenBank genome assembly. Lineage: Eukaryota; Fungi; Ascomycota; Leotiomycetes; Helotiales; Sclerotiniaceae.